Messenger RNA from Aedes aegypti (yellow fever mosquito), 1301 nucleotides. Its product is annotated as probable cytochrome P450 301a1, mitochondrial. The record is from RefSeq and is a predicted model, not a curated record. Lineage: Eukaryota; Metazoa; Arthropoda; Insecta; Diptera; Culicidae. Gene Ontology annotation, molecular function: monooxygenase activity; oxidoreductase activity, acting on paired donors, with incorporation or reduction of molecular oxygen; iron ion binding.
UCACGGAGAGCCAUGGCGCGAGUUCCGUUCCCGUGUCCAGAAACCAGUCCUCCAGUUGUCCACCGUCCGGCGCUACGUAACACCACUGGAACAGGUUACCGAAGAGUUCAUCGACCGGUGCAAUCAAAUGUUGGACCACAACAAAGAACUUCCGGAUGACUUCGAUAACGAAAUCCACAAGUGGUCCCUGGAGUGCAUCGGUCUGGUGGCGUUGGACACCCGACUCGGCUGCCUGGAACCGAACUUGACAUCGGAUUCCGAACCCCAGCAGAUCAUCAACGCCGCCAAGUACGCUCUGCGCAACGUAGCCACGCUGGAACUGAAGGCACCCUACUGGCGGUACUUCCCGACGCCGCUGUGGACCAAAUACGUGAACAAUAUGGACUAUUUCGUGAAGGUUUGCAUGAAGUACAUCAAGAGUGCCACAAAGCGUAUGAACUUGGGUGAAGGACGUGCUCUGGACGGGGAACCUUCGUUGCUGGAACGAGUCAUCAAAAGCCAAAAAGACGAACGGCGCGUGGUUAUGGCCUUGGAUUUGAUUCUGGUCGGAAUUGAUACCAUUUCGAUGGCAGUGUGCUCAAUUUUGUACCAGCUGGCGACACGACCGGCCGAACAACAGAAGGUCUACGAAGAACUCAAAAGGAUCAUGCCCGAUCCGAAGACUCCACUCACGUAUCAACUGUUGGACCAGGCUCACUACCUGAAAGCAUUUAUCAAGGAGGUUCUUAGGGUUUACAGUACCGUGAUUGGAAACGGACGAACACUGCAGGAGGACACCGUUAUCUGCGGAUAUAGGAUUCCCAAGGGGUGAGUACAAUGCGUCUUCCCGAACCUGGUGACUGGCACGAUGGAGGAGUACGUAACCGACGCCAAGAGCUUCAAGCCGGAACGUUGGCUCAAGCCCAGCCAGGGUGGAACCGGUGACAAUCUGCACCCGUUCUCAACGCUGCCAUACGGUUACGGAGCGCGGAUGUGCCUCGGACGUCGCUUUGCCGAUUUGGAGAUGCAAAUUCUGCUGGCUAAGCUGCUCCGCUCGUACAAGCUCGAAUUCCACCACAAGCCGCUGAAGUACGUGGUGACCUUCAUGUACGCGCCCGAGGGUGCCCUCAAGUUCAAGAUGACGCCCCGAGAGUGAACCGACGAUGGCGCCAACUGGUGAUGGACAAACGACAAGCUUCCUUAGGAUUGUUAGGUUUAUUAUUUUCUACGCGUAGAUACGAGCUUAACCAAUUUACUGUGUACAUAAUCAACUAAUGUUAUUUUUAUACUCUAUCUUAUGAAAUAAAGUUUGUGAGAUGAGA